AUGCUUUCGUCGUCAACAUCACUACCCACCAAGGGUAAAACCACUUCAGCGAGCAAGUCCACGAAUGUGUUUCACGCAGUGCAGGAACAAAACAGCACAGGUUGUACCUAUUGUAAAGGUCCCCACAAAAUAUAUAGUUGUGAUAAGUUUCGCAACCUGGACUCAAACGCGAAAUCGAAGUUUGUCAGAGAAGCGCGCGUGUGUACGAACUGCAUAAGCUCCGGUCAUUACAAGGCAAAAUGUAAUAGCUCCUCUGCUUGCAGGAUCUGCCAGCAACGUCAUCACACGCUGAUGCAUAAUGCCUCCUCUACGACUAACGUCACAACCACCGCUCAUUUUGUCAACAAUGCGUCUCCUGUCACGCCAUCCCCUCUCGCCGCGAAUGCCGCACUACAAUCAAACACAAACACUUCAUCCGCUAUCGCCUCGUCCACAGGCUCCGCUGCUGCAUGGACAUCCUCGUAUUUGAAUGCUAGCUCCAACCCGCCGCGUCCAAAAGACAGAACUGUGCUAUUGGCUACCGCCUUAGUCAAAGUCCGCGAUUGUUGUGGUCAUUGGCAAACCGCGCGCUUGCUGUUUGAUUCCGGCUCACAUGCGUCCUUCGUAACUGAGGCAUGUGUACAACGUCUAGGUCUACCACGAAAAGCGUCCGCAGUAUCCAUUACUGGCAUCGGUUCGUCGCAAGGAGGCCGCUCUAGAGGUGAGGUAUUACUUUCAUUGUCGUCUUAUUGUUUAGAUGAAUGCUUCCCUAUCAACGCGUUAUUCUUACCCAAGAUUACAAGCGACUUGCCCACACAGACUUUGUCAGUUUUAGCGUGGCCGCAUGUGCAAGGUUUAUUCUUAGCCGAUCCGCAGUUCAUGAAACCCGGGCGUAUCAACAUUCUGGUUGGUAUGGACGUCAUGCAACAGCUCCUUUGCUCAGAAGUCCGUAAGGGUCCACCUGGUACGCCGAUGACUCAGCGCACUGUCUUUGGUUGGACGCUAUUUGGAAGCGUCGACGGAAUAGAACCUGCUGCACCUCGCCUACAGUCGCUGCACUGCGAAGUCCAGUUGGAUAGAGCUCUUACUAGACUGUGGGAGUUAGAAGAAGCUCCGCAAAAGACCCACCUCACAUACGAAGAGCGUCACUGCGAAGAACUCUUCGAAACAACGCACCAAAGAGCACCUGACGGUCGCUUUGUUGUCGAACUGCCGCUGAAGACCGACGUACUUCUGGGCGAUUCGCGAAGUUAUGCUGUCCAAAGCCUACUACGCAUCGAGAGGCGCCUUGCUCGGGAUGACGACCUGCGGCUACGCUACAAUGAGUUCAUGCAGGAACUUCUCGACAUGAAUCAUAUGGAGCUCGCACCAGAAUCAACGAGUCAAAUGUUUUACAUGCCGCAUCACCCUGUUGUAAAGGAUUCGAGCGUUACCACUAAGCUGAGGGUCGUUUUCAACGCGUCGGCUAAAACUGCCACCGGAAAUUCGCUGAACGACGCAUUAUUUGUCGGUCCUCAACUGCAGCAGGACUUAUUUUCAAUUUUAACGCGUUUUAGAACGCAUCGCUAUGCACUGACCGCGGACGUUGCGAAAAUGUACCGCCAAAUAUGCGUAGCACCGAAGUACAUUGAUCUACAGCGAAUUGUAUGGCGUCGAGAUCCGAGUUUACCCAUACAAGACUAUCGUAUGCUGCGCGUAACUUACGGCGUGGCAGCCGCGUCUCAUCUAGCUGUGAGAUCGCUACAACAAACCGCAAAAUAUUCGCACAUUUGUGAGAAAGCUUCUGCUGUCAUCCACAAAGACUUUUACAUGGACGAUCUCAUCACUGGUACAUCGUCCAAAGAAGAGCUGCUACUUUUACAGCAAAAUGUCUCCGAAAUCCUGAAAGAAGGUGGCUUCGAGCUUCGAAAGUGGGCAUCGAAUUGUGCGGAACUUUGCGAAAAAAUAUCAAAUGCAUCGAAAACAAUAUCUCACUACUUAGUCGACGGUGAGGAUGUCCAUGCUUUGGGUCUAGUGUGGAAUACAGCAGAGGAUUACCUAACGUUCGUGGUUAAUUUGAAGAAGCCACCCGCUAUUUUAACGAAGAAAACCUUUCUAUCUGAUGCUAGCACUCUUUUCGAUCCUCUGGGACUGCUCGCUCCAGCGACGAUAAGAUCGAAAAUGUGGUUCCAGGAGAUUUGGCGUAACAAUGUGGUUGGGAUGACGUCAUUCCUGACUCUACUGCAAUGA
Rhagoletis pomonella (apple maggot) is the source of this 2208-nucleotide messenger RNA. RefSeq lists its product as uncharacterized. The record is from RefSeq and is a predicted model, not a curated record. Lineage: Eukaryota; Metazoa; Arthropoda; Insecta; Diptera; Tephritidae. The coding region runs from base 1 to 2208 and encodes 735 amino acids. The transcript has a single exon.